Molecule: messenger RNA, 1897 nt
Organism: Tribolium madens (black flour beetle)
Lineage: Eukaryota; Metazoa; Arthropoda; Insecta; Coleoptera; Tenebrionidae
Exons: 10
Coding region: 66-1877 (603 amino acids)
Biological process (GO): snRNA transcription by RNA polymerase II; positive regulation of transcription by RNA polymerase III; snRNA transcription by RNA polymerase III
Cellular component (GO): transcription elongation factor complex
Source: RefSeq, a predicted model, not a curated record
AAUCUACGCCGUUAGUCACCGUAGACUGUUUGAUGUAAACAUAACCUAGUCACAGUUUAAACGAAAUGGAUGAAUUCGUGAAAUUAUCUUGGCGGAAAGAAGUGACCGACGAGGAUUUGGACGACCGAUUUUUGAGCGAAGAGGCCGUCUCUGAGUCCUACGUUUACAAGAGUUUUAUCAAACCAAUUAAAUCUAAACCAAAACGAAACGUUAAGCUACAUGUAGCUAAAGAAAAAUACGUUCCUUGUUUAAAGUAUCACCGCUUAAUUCGACGCAGAUCGCUCUUAACAAAAUCCCAAAAGUCUUACUGUUUGGAGGCUCUAAAAUUAUUCCAAAGUGGCAAACGAUCUGAUUUACUAACUGAAAGAGAUAAGCACUGUCUCAAGAUUUAUAGCGAAUGCCAAUCAAAGGUUGUUGAAGAAAAUCAAUUGUUUCAAGAAUACGCCAAAAAUAUGUGGCUUAAAUAUAAGGAUAAGCCUCUGAGGACCAAACCAGGCAUUUACAGUUUUGCUUGGCCAAAAUGGAAACAGAAAAUUAGCAGAUAUUUGGAAUAUCCUCAAUUUUAUAAAGAAUUUGCUACAGUUUGUUUGAACUACGACGAGGAUGAGGCUACCGUUGAUUUUCAACAUUUGGUCCAACCUUUAGAAACGGGCACACUCGCACGUUUUGCACAGCCAAAUCUCAAGGAGCAGUGCUGUUUAAAGUUAAACACAUUGCAAAAAGUGGCCAAAGAAGUUUUACUAAACUCAAAAUUGCCAGUCAGUCAAGACGAUAACAUACCAAAACUGCUCAAAAAUCAUAAAUUUGAUGCUGUGAUUUCAUCCAGUGGUCUCAAACAAAUCAUUGAUUACACUAAUAUUAAAACUAAGUGGAUUGUACCAGUUGUGAUUAAAGAAAUUGAAGAUGAGGAUGGUAAACUUCGUAAAAUUGUUUUUAUUGAUAAGGUCCUUCCAAAAGUUGAUCCAAGUCCACACGAUUUGAACUGUUACGCUUAUAAACGGCUUUUAAAACUUAACUUUUGCGAAUAUGAGGCGUUCAGAUAUCCGGUAGAGGAAACACCAAUUGAGACUGAUGAAUCAGACGAACAAAAUGCUGAACAAGAUUGCCACAAAACAGACACAAAAGAAAAGAAAAAAGUCAUUCAUCAUAAUGCUAAUUACCGAAUUUGGAAUAUAAAAAAGACCACGAAUCACAAUACACUAAUGAAAAACCAGACCAAAGAUAGUGAAAUUAAUCUUUUGGUUAGGUGUAAAUUGGAUGGGUGUGAAGAAACGGAACAAAGUGUUUUAUAUCCAGUCAUUGUUAGACCUAAAAUAGAACAGCAGAUGCAAUAUGGGGUUAAUAUAGCCUCACAGAGUGAAAUAGCUCGUGAUUGGACUUCGCUUUUCUUUCGUCUUUAUUCGUUUCUUUACAGAGCACGCAUUUAUAGCCCCAUGAACGAAGUUAUCUCGGUUGAGAAGUGUUCAAUACAAAAGAUCAACAUCGAGGCCCAAACUCAUUACGAUUAUAAACCUAUUCUAGGUUUAGGUGUUUUAGAAAAAGUUUUAAGUCACUUGGUGGGUCUCGAUUGUGGGACUUAUCUUCUCCAGCAUUUACCCAAACAUGAAUCAUUUCUUUCCAUCAUGAAACAAUGUGACGACUGUACUGAAAAUGUAUACGAUUUGCAUAAAGAGUGUGAGAAUACUGAAGUAAAUACAGAAGGACGACUAAAUUGGUUACCUAUUGACGUUAAUUAUAUUUUGCCGGUGCACGAAGAGUAUAAACAAAUUCCAGCGGUAUUUUAUGGUUUUGAUAAUAUAAAAGAGACAAGUGAGGCGAUGGUGCUAAAAAUGAAAGGAAAGAAACGGAAGAAAAAGCCUAGAAAAAAACAAACUUGAAAUUAUUACUAUAAAUAACA